AUGGAGGCAGAGCAGCGGCCGACGACGGGGGCCGACGAACGGGCGACCCCUGGGCUGGAGGCGGCGCCUUCUGCUGCCCCCGCGCCUGCGGCCGCGGCCUCGGGACCGCUCUCCGGGCCCGCGUCGGGGCCCGAGCCCAAGCGGAGGCAGCUCGGGACGCUGCUCCAGCCCACGGUCAACAAGUUCUCCCUUCGCGUGUUUGGCAGCCACAAAGCCGUGGAAAUCGAGCAGGAGAGGGUCAAGUCAGCGGGGGCCUGGAUCAUCCACCCCUACAGCGACUUCCGGUUUUACUGGGACCUGACCAUGCUCCUGCUGAUGGUGGGGAACCUCAUUGUGCUGCCUGUGGGCAUCACCUUCUUCAAGGAGGAGAACUCCCCGCCUUGGAUCGUCUUCAACGUCCUCUCGGACACCUUCUUCCUGCUCGACCUGGUGCUCAACUUCCGCACGGGCAUCGUGGUUGAGGAGGGCGCUGAAAUCCUGCUGGCCCCGCGGGCCAUCCGGUCGCGCUACCUGCGCACCUGGUUCCUGGUCGACCUCAUCUCGUCCAUCCCGGUGGACUACAUCUUCCUGGUGGUGGAGCUGGAGCCGCGACUGGACGCCGAGGUCUACAAGACAUCCCGGGGGGCUCCCUCCGGCUCCACCUGCAAAUACUGCAGUGUGGACGUUUGCGUCUCACUGAAAUAUUGUCCAAAGCGGCCGGCGCCUUUCACGCCUGCUGCAGCUGGCCGUCACCUCGGUGUCCUUCUGGCGGCCCGCGUCCUCUCCGGCUGGGCAUCACUCUCCGUCUUCCAGAUCUGCAUCUGCGGUUGCCAGGUAGGCGGGUGA
This is a messenger RNA of Lutra lutra (Eurasian river otter), 825 nucleotides long. RefSeq names its product potassium/sodium hyperpolarization-activated cyclic nucleotide-gated channel 3-like. NCBI's taxonomy places the organism in Eukaryota, Metazoa, Chordata, Mammalia, Carnivora, Mustelidae. The coding region runs from base 1 to 825 and encodes 274 amino acids. The transcript is spliced from 3 exons. Gene Ontology annotation, biological process: monoatomic ion transport; transmembrane transport. The record is from RefSeq and is a predicted model, not a curated record. Gene Ontology annotation, cellular component: membrane. Gene Ontology annotation, molecular function: monoatomic ion channel activity.